AUGGUUUCCUCACUUCUUUCCGCCGCCCUUCUCCUCAAUGGAGUUGCGGCUUUCCCUCACAUCGCCCAGAUGGUCAAGGAGAGGGAGAUCGCAGAGCGUAUCCCAGCCCUAGCUCCCUUCCCAGAGUUCCCCGGUGCUCCUCAGCACGCCCUCUACAACAAGUUCGACGCAGAGGCACAGCGCCUUGAUGUGUCCGGAGAGCAUGAGUUCAGAGUACCUGGCGAGAACGAUAUUCGUGGUCCUUGCGCCGGUCUCAACGCUGCCGCGAACCACGGCUACAUUCCUCGCUCAGGAAUCAUGACUGCUGAGGCUAUCAACACCGGACUGUGGGAAGCCUUCAGCCUCGACAAGACCGCGACCAUUUUCCUACAGACCGCUACCAUGUUCUUUGACGGAGACCCAAUCUCCAGUCAGUGGGCAAUCGGCCGUCCUAAGGACUCCAACCUCAACUCGCUCGGCCCUCUUGGAGCCCUUCUCGGAUCCGCAAGCGGUAUCUGUGGAGGAGCUGCUCACUUGAAGACCGAGGGUGAUGCAUCGAUCACUCGUGGUGAUUACUUGGGUGUUGACGGCAUGAACUCCAAUUGCCGCAGUUACCCCAAGUUCCUCCGGGAGCUGUUCGACCUUGCCGACCAGAAGGCCAACGGCAUGAUCACUCCUCAGGUGCUUGCUGAGCACCAGUACAACCGCAAGCAGUACUCCAUCGCCACCAACCCCAACUACUACAGCCCUGCCUACGCUGGUGUUGCAUUCACCUUCGGAGCUCACAUGUUCGCAUAUGAGMUGUUGGCCAACCACUCUGCCGAGUACCCACGUGGUUUCAUGACCCAGGAGCUUUUCAAGUCCAUGUGGUCUUACACCGACGGACCAAAUGGCGAGCUCAUCUUCACCCCUGGACAAGAGCGCAUCCCUGAGAACUGGUACCGCCGCGCACGUGACGAUGCUUGGACCCUCACCGACAUCCUCAUCUCCACCGGCCAGCAGUGCGCUUCCUACCCAUCCAACUGCCAAGUUGGAGGAAACACCGGUGAGGUCAACUCCUUCAGCGGAGUCAACCUUGGCGACAUCUCCGGCGGCCUCGUCAAUAGUGCCACCGAUCUCUCCGACCCAGACCGUCUCGGCUGCUUCAUCUCCCAGAUGAUCCAGGCCGACGCACCAUCCGUCCUCUCCAAUGUUGCCAGCGGCGCAGUCCUCACUCAGCUCAUGGGUCUCAUCGACACCAUGCUUGUGCCAGCGCUUGCACCUCUCACCGCUGGUGGCAAGUGCCCUAACCUUCCCAAGGGAAAGAGUGUUGCUCAGUAUGGCAAGCCUUACCCAGGUGCCAUCUCCAAGGAUGACCACCCUACUCGCAAGUUCUAG
This is a messenger RNA of Ramularia collo-cygni, 1356 nucleotides long. RefSeq lists its product as uncharacterized. The coding region runs from base 1 to 1356 and encodes 451 amino acids. The record is from RefSeq and is a predicted model, not a curated record. The transcript has 2 exons. Gene Ontology annotation, molecular function: peroxidase activity. NCBI's taxonomy places the organism in Eukaryota, Fungi, Ascomycota, Dothideomycetes, Mycosphaerellales, Mycosphaerellaceae.